AUGAGCUCCGAGGAAAAGCCCAAAGGUUACAACUGGUACACGAUUACCGAGGAGGAAUUGAACAAGUUUGCACCUCCGUUUUUACGCGAUGUCCCUGAAACUCCGAAGGAGGUUGAGUGUAAGCUCGGCGGGACAUGGCCUACUUGGGUCCAUGGCUCCUUUCUGAGGAUCGGUGUUGGUCGCUUUACUAUUCCGCUUUCCGAAGAUGGUUCAAAGCCCAGGGCUGUAGUUCAGCAUUUGUUCGACGGUUUGGGAUUGUUGCAUAAAUUCCGAAUGACCCAAGGUCGUGUUUUUUACAUGAGUCGUUAUACACAUGAGGGCGUCGUUAGGCGAGCCUACGAAGACGGCUACCUUUUGACUACGAGAAUGGGUCUCAAUGCAAACACCCCUCUAAAAGACGCUCAAGAUCCUUGUUCGACCUUGCUAGGAGCUCAGCAAUCUCUCUACGUACCCAUGGGUUAUGCGGAACCUGAUUCUGUUAACAUGAAUGUGCAGCCACGCCGUGGUAUGCACCUUCCCAACGACAAAAAUCCAUACUCGAGGGGUACCCAGUCGGCAAAUCCGGCCACUGAGGAGAUUUUAGUACACACUGACUGGAACCUUCUGCAAAUCUGUGAUGCACGAACUCUGGAGCCGAAACGAUUACUGAACUACAUGGACAUCGAUCCAGAAUUGGCCGGGACCGGCAGUUGUGCUCACCCUCCGCAUGACCGAAAAAGGGGCCUUACUUUUAACUACCUCAUCGAUGGGUCCGGUGUACUAUUUGUCUUUGCUCUGGAUGUUGGAUCCAAUCCGGCAGCUCUCGUAUGGAAGUCUCCUCUUCCAUGCAGGCCUUGCUAUACGCAUGCUCUUGCAAUGACGGACAAAUAUGUUGUUUUCGUCAGAAAUCCAGUACAUCUAGAUCUUAGCGACACAACUAAAGGAUUUGCCGACAUGAUGGUCUGUGAGCAUGAUUCACCGACCGAGUUUUACAUCUUGGACAAAAGUGACGGCAAGCAUGUCGCAACCUAUCAAGUAAACAACUUUUACUUCUUCCACAUUGGGAAUGCAUACGACUACAUCGAUCCAAAGACUGGCGACGUCAAUAUUCACGUCGACAUUGUCAGCUACCGAGAAGAACACUAUCCAUACAUGGAUUACAGUAUCUCAAAUCUCCUCGAUCCUAAAAAGCCACUUCAAAACGGAACCCUUGUCCGCUAUCAGAUGGACUCUGUGAACAAGGCGGAUCCAGCAAAGAUUUGUCGAGGCUCAGUUGCGUCUGCUAUUGCGGGAUUGCCGUGUGAGCUCCCACGUGUUUCGAAGCCUGCCUCGAUGGAUCCUAAUUACCGGUAUACCUAUGGUAUAUCUGGUAUUGGGGCCUCCGCUCCCGGCACCGAAGUCCCAAUUGGUCGUCUCAGUAACGGACUUGGCGCUGUUCAUCCAACAGUUUAUGGCUCUCUGUUUAAAUCUGACUGGAAGACUGGUUUGUUCAAAUUGUGGACACCAUCGAACGGCGAGAGUUGUCCUACCGAACCGAUUUUCAUUCAACGCCCUGGUGCGACGGAGGAGGAUGACGGGAUCGUGAUUACGAUCACAAUCAACCGCGAAGGUACGCACAGUAUCUUAGUCGGACUUGACGGUAAGACGUUUAAAGAGGUUGCAAGAGCGGAUAUGCCGCAGGUUUAUGCACUUGGUCCACACGGUUCAUUUGUUGAAGGAGAUUUUGGUCUCUGA
Molecule: messenger RNA, 1713 nt
Organism: Fusarium redolens
Lineage: Eukaryota; Fungi; Ascomycota; Sordariomycetes; Hypocreales; Nectriaceae
Product: carotenoid oxygenase
Exons: 6
Coding region: 1-1713 (570 amino acids)
Biological process (GO): carotene catabolic process
Molecular function (GO): carotenoid dioxygenase activity
Source: RefSeq, a predicted model, not a curated record